UAUCUCUUUUUAAAAAUAACACGGACAAUAUUGGGUAAAGGGUAAAGACGAGAAUUUACAAAACAAGAACAAUCGUUAAGGGAAAAGUAAAAUUUAUAACCAGAAAAGGGACGUAUUAGUCUACACUACAGGUUGUCCUCACCAAACUAAAUCCGUCAUAUUUUCGGCGUGCAUUACCGAGAAGGAUCUGUGACGUCAAAUGACGUCAAACUUAAAUAGCUCAGUGGGCGCCACCUGUAUACGCAUUCAGUUCUAUUUUAAACGCGCAAUAAAAACAGAUUGUAUGAACGUAUACCUGUGAAACCUUACCCGGAAACUAUAUGGUGUACAAAACUAUAUAGGUAAUAUAGUAGGCUGGGGGAGGAUGGGAAACCUUUUCAUUCCGUUUAUUGUUUAAAACAAGAUCAGGAUAAUUGGAUGUUAUGUGCUAAAGAUGUCCCAUCUUUGCCCAUUCUAUUAUUUGAAUAUCAACAUAACAAGUUUGUCCUGAAUAAACACAUUUUUUAUCAACAUCUGUUUGGUCGAAUUUUCAGUGUUGACAAUCGUCGGUUGUACGUUUUUCGUGUGUUGGAAAAAGCUGGUUGUCUUCAUAGCAUCAAAGUUCAAGUUAUAAACCAGUUCGAUGAAGAACGUUUUACUUCGACCAACAAUGGCUGCCAUGCACGACUACGAAGUGGUGGACGUCGGCAGAAAGCUCCACCAGCAUAUAGACAUUGUGAAUGUUAUGCGGGUAGAUUACUAUCAGUUUUUUCACCUUUAAUGUACUGGCAACAAGAGGUACAGGGCGAAACUAAUGAGACAGAUUAUCUACAUACACGAACGCAAGUGCAUGCGCCAAAUUAUACUACAGAAACUUCAAAAGUUCACAUUGUCGACCAUGCUCCGAGCACACUUGAGAACAAACAGCCAGCACGACAGAAUAUGGCCAGCACGACAGCGAAUGAUAAGUCCGUGUUCGCAAUAAUCUUACUUGCUAUCAUUUUUAUACUGUUUAUCUUCUUUCAAAAAGCCUGAGUGGUGACAUGUAUAGGAAAAUGUUCAAAUCUUAUCAAACGAGAAUAUUUUGAAAGAGGUAUACGGUCUUGUACGAAAAACUGAUGUAUAUGUUUCUGUUUAAAACUCUGUUAGAACACAAUAACGUGGUAUGACCACAGCACUUACAAUCAUUGAUUUAUAUUUUGUAAAUUUAGCUCACUCGUACAAUCAUAUAAUCAAAUAAACGUAUAGUAGAAUGGGGGAAGAUGGGACACCUUUUCAUUCUAUUUUCUCGUACA
This is a messenger RNA of Ciona intestinalis (vase tunicate), 1274 nucleotides long. The record is from RefSeq and is a predicted model, not a curated record. NCBI's taxonomy places the organism in Eukaryota, Metazoa, Chordata, Ascidiacea, Phlebobranchia, Cionidae.